Messenger RNA from Aplysia californica (California sea hare), 2032 nucleotides. Its product is annotated as protein-serine O-palmitoleoyltransferase porcupine-like. The transcript is spliced from 10 exons. Gene Ontology annotation, biological process: Wnt protein secretion; protein palmitoylation; canonical Wnt signaling pathway. Gene Ontology annotation, cellular component: endoplasmic reticulum; membrane. The record is from RefSeq and is a predicted model, not a curated record. NCBI's taxonomy places the organism in Eukaryota, Metazoa, Mollusca, Gastropoda, Aplysiida, Aplysiidae. Bases 1 to 1038 code for a protein of 345 amino acids. Gene Ontology annotation, molecular function: Wnt-protein binding; palmitoleoyltransferase activity.
AUGAGAUUGGGCUGGCCGCAAAAUUUUUGUUCUGUUGGGGGCUUUUUUGGAGAGUCAACUGUAAUUUUUCUUUUUCAUUUGCUUCUCAGUGAAUUAUUUAUGGCUGAUCCAGCGACUUGGCAUAAAGUAAGAGGGGCCCAGAUUCUUCUGUCCAUGAAGAUCAUCUCUCUGGGCUAUGAUGUAGGGAAAGGCACCGUGGCUGACCUGCCCAAUAUAUUUGAGUACAUGGGCUACUGCUUCAAUGUGGGCACCGUCAUCUUUGGGCCCUGGAUCACGUAUGAGCAGUACUACAAACUUCUUGAUGCUGAGGCCAAUCCAAUGAGUAUGGUGUGGGCUGCCCAAGUGUUGUCUACGACGGGCCUGUCUGUGUUCUGUUUGGUCUACUCCAACUGCUUCACUCACUGGCUCAUCCUGGAUAGUGUGAACAAGUGGUUCCUGGCUUACAGAGACGCCCAGUCGUUCCGGUUCAGCCAUUACUUCAUCAGUUUUCUCUCCGAUGCGACGUCGUCGCUGAGCGGCAUCAGCCCCGAUGGGGGGUCUCAGCUACAGUGGAGUGUGGCAAAGCCUCAGCAUAUUGAGGUCCCGAGGUCGCUGGUGGAGGUGGUCACCAACUGGAACCUGCCCAUGCACUCCUGGCUGAAGACAUAUGUGUUCAAACCCGUCCGUCCAUAUGGCACUUUCUUAGCUGUGAUAAUGACGUACGCUGCCAGCUCUCUCUUGCAUGUGAGUUCACAGUUACGUCAUACAUUUUUUCGGAGACGCCUGUCCCAAAUAUUUGAUGCUUGUGUUCAAGCGAAGAGAUGCAAAGAAAAAUGUGAUCAUAAAUUCACCAGCAGGCACCCGGCGGUGUUUCUCACCAAUCUGGCGUUCGGCGCUCUGGCCGUGUUCCACCUGGCCUACCUGGGGCUGAUGUUCGACAGCAGUGACGGAGAGGACAAGGGCUACACGAUGUGGCACACGCUGGACAAGUGGUCAAGCCUCAGCUUCCUCAGUCAUUGGGUGGCCCUGGGAACGCUCGUCUUCUAUUGGUUGAUAUGAGGCCGCAGUUUGGAUGUUUUUACGCCGGUCAAUGCUUUAUUUUUUUUCAAUUUUUCGUCGUUGUUCUAUGCCUGUUUUCUUUUUUUAAGGAUAAAAGGAUCUGUAGUGGUAUUUAUUGUUCUCAGGGGAUAGCAGUUGUGCCUAUGAUCUGAUGGCCAGUGUUGGAGCCGAGUUGCCAGACAUCGACAGUUCGCGACCUAAGUGCUUUCUUGUCGUUUCUCCAUUUUUAAUUACGGUGAAAACAGUUCUUGACAAAGAGUGAGCUUACGAAGAAGUCACAUUUUCAGUGUUUAAAAAAAUGGAGAUACGACAAGAAAGCACUGAGGUUGUGAGUUGAGUCUGGAGCACGGUGUGAGGAUGUGAUUCUCAUUAAGUUUUGUACUCGUGGCGGUAGAAAUUUUCAUUUAUUUAUAACACGUUUUAUUAGAAGUUUUUCUUCUAACAUGGUUUGAAUGCGGAGUUGGGGAGGGGGGGGGGGGGGUGGAAUUGGGAGGGGGAAUAUCUCUAACUUCUGAUGAUAUUCUCUCCCUUACCAUCUUUCAAGGUGUAUAUGCAUGUAUUUAUUUAAAUGUGUGCAUUUCAUGAAUGGUUUUGUUACAAAAUAUUUCUCUCCUAUAUUUCAACUUCUUGCUCUUCCCUUUAUGUGAGGGAAUUAUUAUCUUUUCUGCUUUCAAAGAUAUUUUAUCACAAAACAAGCUGCAAGCAAUGAUUUUAUAUUGUUACAAUUCAGCUUUCUUUUUAGACUGUGAAUAAAAUGUUAUGUUUUUUUUCCCCAAUUUAAAAAAAACUUUAUUGACCUAAAGCAUUUUGUUACAAAGCCUUCAUAUGUAUGCGUAUUUCUGAAAGCGGGGUACAGAUCUAUUGAAUUCCUUUUAUAUAUUACCCCUUCAAUGAAGAUGAUCAAAAUCAUGAUAAUAUUUAAUAUGCGUCUACCAGAAUUCUCCGUAAUGAAAUGGUUGUUUUGUCCAUGUCAGUCAAUGCGAAAACGAAAGAA